AUGUCGGGAAGCGACAGUCCGCGCUCCCCACAGGGCACCCAUCCGACGAGGAGGCUACUCCGCAGCGGCUCAGUGCACAACAGUACCACGACGAGCACCAGCGACGUCAUGGCCCCGGCUCGGUGA
Phytophthora nicotianae INRA-310 is the source of this 126-nucleotide messenger RNA. RefSeq lists its product as hypothetical. The coding region runs from base 1 to 126 and encodes 41 amino acids. Lineage: Eukaryota; Oomycota; Peronosporomycetes; Peronosporales; Peronosporaceae. The record is from RefSeq and is a predicted model, not a curated record. The transcript has a single exon.